Messenger RNA from Bactrocera latifrons, 2192 nucleotides. Its product is annotated as alkylated DNA repair protein alkB homolog 8. Gene Ontology annotation, biological process: tRNA wobble uridine modification. Gene Ontology annotation, cellular component: nucleus; cytoplasm. NCBI's taxonomy places the organism in Eukaryota, Metazoa, Arthropoda, Insecta, Diptera, Tephritidae. Gene Ontology annotation, molecular function: S-adenosylmethionine-dependent methyltransferase activity; tRNA binding. The transcript has a single exon. Bases 129 to 2036 code for a protein of 635 amino acids. The record is from RefSeq and is a predicted model, not a curated record.
GCCAAUAUUUGACAUUUAGAAUGUAAACAUUAAAAUUUCACAUGUUACGUUGGUAAGCGGUUCACUAUUUGCGGGAUAAGCAUUUGCUCUUAUCUUAAUAGUAAAGUUCUAUUUGAAAAGAAAGAAGUAUGACGAAGGAUUACAGUUCUCGUAAAUUAGAGCGUAAGCAGCGACGGUGUGAGACCAUAAUCUACAAUGACGUGGGGAUUGAAAGUAGUGAGAUGCCUACAUGCUUUCUUGCUAUCUUGAAUGCAGGUCUUUCUACAGGCCUAACAGAAGAAUCCGUUUUAUCUAAUGCAAUCCAAUAUGCCCCGGUGCAACAAGUAAUCAUGUUGCCAAACAAAUCUUAUUGCUUUUUGAAAUGCCAUAAUGUGAACAAUGCGGAGCGCAUUUAUAAUAACAUGCAUGGACGUGCAGGGUUGGAACAACGUGGCGGUGUGGUUUAUUUGUCAUAUUUUAAAAGUUUACCUAUGUGUAAAGAAGAAAAUGUUUGGGCUAAACCGCUUCCUGAAGGGCUCGUACUAUUGCCAAAUUUUUUGACUGAAUCUGAAGAAAAUAUGUUAUUGAAAGCAAUUAAUUUAGAAGAUGUGGAACAAAGUGAUUUAAAACAUAGACGUGUAAAACAUUUUGGUUACCAAUUCAUGUAUGGAGAAAAUAAUGUUGAUCCAACAAAACCGUUAAACGAGAAAAUACCAAACGAAUGUGAUAUACUCUGGCCACGUCUAAAAACUGAAUUGACUAAGCUGGGUCUACCAGCAUGGGAUUGGGAUGUACCGGAUCAAUUGACGGUUAACAUCUAUGAACCCGGCCAGGGUAUACCCCCGCAUGUAGAUACGCAUAGCGCCUUCCUCGACCCAAUUUUUUCAUUAUCACUGUUUGGUGAUGUAGUUAUGGACUUCCGUCGUGGCUCUGAUCGACAGCCACUCAAAUUGUUACGUCGUUCAAUGCUGGUAAUGUCGGGCGCAUCGCGUUAUGACUGGACACACGGUAUUACACCGCGUACACUUGAUAUUGUGCCCUCGGAGACUGGUUUGACAGUGAUGCCGCGCCAAAAACGCAUUUCAUUAACUUUCCGUCGUUUGCGACGAGGUCCGUGCAACUGCACAUUUCCGACCCUUUGUGAUUCGCGCAUAAAUGCACAAAGCAAUUUAGCACCUGUCAUAACCGAUGUGGUAGCUGCACAAUUAGAGGAAAAGAACGUGCACAGCGUUUAUGAUUGUAUUGCGCCGCACUUCAGUGAAACUCGUCACACACCUUGGCCACGCGUUGCUGAAUUUCUGCGUAGCUUUCGAACUGGAUCAGUGUUGCUCGAUAUUGGUUGUGGCAAUGGAAAAUAUCUUCAAUGUAAUAAUAAUGCUUUAACAAUCGGUUGCGAUCGUAGUAGUGGACUUAUUAACGCGUGCAUAGAGCGUGCAAAAAUCAUACGCGAACACAGCUCAAAUUUGCCAAAUGCUUUUCGAUGCGAUUGUUUACACGUACCAGUCCGCAGUCAAACCGUAGAUGGUUGCAUUAGCAUUGCGGUUAUUCAUCAUUUAGCAACCGCAGAGCGGCGUUUGGCUGCUAUACGGGAAAUGGCACGGCUGCUGCGUCUAGGUGGACGUGCGCUUAUCUAUGUUUGGGCGAAGGACCAACGAGCUAAUGAUAAUAAGAAAUCGGCAUACUUACUGCAAAACAAAGCCUUAAACAAAAAAAGGACAACCGUUGAGCAACAGCGACAAUGUGCAGCAGAGGAGGUGCAACAGCAGCAGACAGAACCAUUUGAGCCUUUAAUACCCGGUGCACCGCAACUGCCUGUACACACAAAUCGCACCGAUUUCAUGCAGCAGGAUGUGCUGGUGCCGUGGAAAUUAAAGGGCGCUUUAGUUGCGAAGAAAGAUGUUAAUAACUCUGCGCCUUUAAGUACCUACUUGCGUUACUACCAUGUAUUCGAGUCAGGCGAGCUGGAGGCAAUGUUAGCGCAAGUGCCAGAUGUAGAGUUAGUGCAAAGCUACUAUGAUCAAGGCAAUCAUUGUGUGAUUUUCGAGCGGCACCAGUAAUAAAAUAAACAGUGUAUUUGUAUUUACUAUGUUCCCAUUUAUUUAAUGACAUUUUUAUCUAGUUAUUUUUCCAUGACAGUCCACUAAAACUUAUACAAAUGUUUGUAUUUGUAAGCAAAUAUCGUUAUAAUAAAUUAACAUCUAGACAUUCUGAAA